AUGGGGUGUGGGGCUUCAAAUAACGUUGCAGCCGACGAUUCACAACACGUCCCUAAUGCUGCUGUCAAAUCAACAUCGUCACGAUCAUUACAAGAGGAUCAGCGAAAACAACAAACGACAGAACGUGUUUCACCUGCGCCACAAGCCUCUACAACAGCUUCAACGUUGAAUACAAUGAAUGUUCUUAUUAGUUGUCAUACUAAUCAACAGCAAAUUGCUGAACAAAUAAAAAAUAAUUUAAGUAAACAUCGUUUUACAUGUUAUAUUAUUAAUGAAACAACGCCGGAAUCAAUAGUUGCUCGUGCAAAUCUUAUUCGUUGGUGUAAUGUAUUUAUUGUUAAUAUUAGUCGAAUGUAUCAACAAACAGCCUUCUGUAUGGAAACGAUUAAUUAUGCAAAAGAUGUUCGCAAACCAGUUAUUGCAAUUUAUGCUGAGUCAAAUUUUCAGCCUUAUGGUGCUUUAGGAGCUAUAUCAGCUAGUGCUAUUCAAUCAAUAGUACUUACAAAUGAUGGUGUAUCAGAAAAUAUUAUUGCACAAUUAUCUAAUAUUAUUUCUUCUCAAGAAAAUAAAAAGAAUACUGGCAAAAAUGUUACCGAUCCAGAAAAAAUACAAACUGAUAAUAAUCGUGUAAAUCUUAUUUAUAAUGAUAAACCAUGUACUGUUCUUAUUUGUACAACUGAUGAAGGUUUACCGGUUGCAAAAUUAAUAUAUAAUGAAUUUUCUGCAAAAAAUUUAAAUGCUUUAGUUGAAAAUCUUUCAGAUGCAAAUGCUACUUGUAGUGUUAGACAAUGUAUCGUUUUCAUACCAAUUCUUUCAGCAGGAUUUGAAAAAAAACCAGCUUGUCGAAUAGCAUUUGAAGAAGCUCGUCAACUUCAAAUACCGAUUAUACCUGUUAUGUCUGCUAUAGAUUGGAAACCUCAAGAUUGGCUUGGUAUCACAGUAGCCGGUGCGACAUAUUUUCGAAUUUAUACUCAAGUUAGUGCAUAUAAACCACUCUAUGAUAGUAAUCGUAUGACUGAUCUCCGUGUAGCAGUCGAAAUUGCAUGUCAACCACGUCCUAGUCAAGCUGAACGUGAACAAACAGAAAUGAAGAUAUUAAAAGAAAAAAUUGAAGAAUGUAAAAAUAAAUUACAAACAUGGCCACCAUCACGUAAAGUACGUACUAUUAAUUCGACAACGGAUCGACAACCAGUUCGUGUUGCCAUAGCAGAACCCAAUGCUACACUUGCUUUUAAUCAUAUUCAUCAUACAAUUACACGUAUGGAUAUAAAAGCACCUCCACCAAUUCUUGAUGAAUAUGGAUUACCAAAACGAGUUCAACUCGAUUGUAUGAUUAGCUAUCAAUGGGAUAAUCAGAUAUUUGUUCGUACAGUAUAUGAAGAUAUGUUAAUGCGUGAAGUUAAGGCUUGGUUUGAUAUAUAUGGUUCUAUGCAAGGGAAUACAAAUGACGCAAUGGCAACAGGUGUGGAAUGUGCUAAGGUAAUGCUUGUUUUUCUAUCAAAACCUUAUGUUGAAUCUACUAAUUGUCAAUUGGAAUUUCGUUAUGCUGUUAAACGUGGUAAAGCAUUUGUCAUUAUUCGAACACAACCUAAUAUUCAAAUGGAACAAUGGAUGACUGAAGCAAUUCAAGGCUUUCCUCAAUAUAAUGCUUUUAGUUAUGAUUACUUGGAAAAACCGAUUAAUGGUGUUCCAACAAUUGAUGUCAUCGUACAGGCUAUACGUACAUUAGCUCAAGCACAACCAACUGAAACUAUAGAUGAUUGUUCAGCUGAAUUAUUUGAAUUACGUUCACUUCUUGAUGAUGCACGUGAUGCGUUAUAUAAUGAUGCAGGACAAACUCGUUAUAAAACAUGUACUCGUUGUAAUCAACAAUUUGAUGAAUUUACAAAAGGUGGCUGUAAAAAACAUCGUGCAUACUAUAUGGGUGGUACUAUUCUAGAAGGUCGAUGGGUUUGUUGUAGACAACAAGCAACAGAUUCUCCUGGUUGUGAACCAUGUGAUCAUACAGAUGCAGUUCGUGUAUAUACACAAAAUCCUGAUUAUGGUACAUGGACAUGGGAACCAGCUUAA
Molecule: messenger RNA, 2070 nt
Organism: Adineta steineri
Lineage: Eukaryota; Metazoa; Rotifera; Eurotatoria; Adinetida; Adinetidae
Source: the annotation of a GenBank genome assembly